Messenger RNA from Chilo suppressalis (striped riceborer), 2008 nucleotides. The record is from the annotation of a GenBank genome assembly. NCBI's taxonomy places the organism in Eukaryota, Metazoa, Arthropoda, Insecta, Lepidoptera, Crambidae.
GAAGUUCGAUGACAGGUAAAGAAAUGCACAUGUUCAUUACAAAAAAAAUAUUUAUAACGUUUUAUUUUUCAUCUAACUGAUAUUUAUACACGACUAUACUCGAUGUUACAUUAAAAAAUUUUGGUGAAGCAUCUAUUCAGUGCAGUACGCCACGGUUCAAAUUUCAAAAUGGACGAGACGUUAUAUGUUUUCCAUCGCAUUUUUUCAAUGGCAGGUGUUUCCAUAUACGCUAAGAAGAACUGGAUCUCCAAAGCAUGGCUCGGACUCCUAAUAUUUAAUGCCAUCUGCGGCGUACUGUGUUUUGUAUUCACGACUGGAUUUGUAGUUACGAAUACUACGGACAUUGAAAUUUUCAUACGAGGUUCUUGCAUAUGGUCCAGUGGAGUUCCGAUGGCGAUUACCUUUGUUCUAUGUUUGAUUUACAGAUUCGAAUUAAGAGGGUUUCUAGAAGAGAUGGCUUUUAAGGAUGAAAUGCAGGCGAUGCCUCUGAUACAACACGUUAAUAGUUUGACCGAAGGAAACCUUUUGUAUGAAUUGAAGGAACUGGUUCGAAUGUCUCAGAUGAAGUUGGCGAAUUUCUCAAGAAUCUUUCUGAAGGUCUACAUAAUGAGCGUUUUGGUGAUCGCAACUCUGUACCCAUGGAGUAGUAUCUAUGAGAUGUGCGUCACUGAAGAUGACACUUUGAGAUUGAUUGGUUUUGAUAUGUGGUUCCCGUGGAGCUUGGAUGACAUAAGUGUUUACGUAAUGUCGUUUCUAUUCAACGUUUAUCUUGGUUGUUUGUGCAGCAUUGCAUACCCAGGUUUGCAAACGACAAUAGUUUUAUUCCUUGGUCAACUCAUACGCCAGUUGAGGAUUCUAAAUUUCAUACUGUUAAACUUGAGUGAUUUGGUUGAUGAAAUUGUUGGAGACCAAAACCACAACGACAUAUGGCAGGAGGUUUGCAACUCGCUUUUGUGCCAAUGUGUCGACCAUUAUGUGAAGUUAAAAAGUUUUAGCAAUCGCAUCAACUUAACAUUCCACUUUUACUAUUUAGCAUUGUUACUGAUGGCGACUGUGCUAGUUUGCAUGUGCUCUGUAAAAAUUGCUAUAUCGGAUAAAUUAGCACUGGACACUAUGAAAUACUAUAUGCAUGGUUUCUGCUUCAUAAUGAUGGUACUGUUGUUAUGUACACUGGGUCAACAAGUCAAUAACGAAUGCGAAAAACUAGAAGAGAGUGUCACAAACAAGUGGUAUUUAUACAACAAAAAUCUGAAAGUGAACAUACAAAUUUUCAAAAUGGCCCUCGAUCAAAGGAUGCCGAUCUCUAUAUUCGGCUCUGCGACAUUAUCUUUUCCUACUUUUACAUGGUUUAUAAAAACUGGAACGUCAUUCUUCACUCUAGUGAUGUCAGUGUUAGAUAAUUAGGCAAGAAGAUAAUAAUAGUUCUAGAAUUCUAAGUUAGCCAUAUUUUGCGUCCAAAAAAUGGCUUCACCUGUAGUUGCUUCAAAUCAUUCAGCACAAAAGGGGAUCGAUCGUGAACAUGAUGUGGGCAAUGGCGGCUUGAGUAAAUGGUUUAAAACAGUAUACUCAGGCCGAAAGGAGAACACCCAUUGGUAGUAUCGUCCUUGGUUGGCCUUGUAAAUUCACCUAAUUUAUAUCAAAAAAAUUACAAGUUUUUAAUUUUCACAAAACUAUGUUAAAUAAUUUGCUUUAAUUUCGCCAAACAAAAAUCUCUAUAAUAAAUUGGUAAUUCAUUUGUAUUUUUUGACACACUUGUCUUCUCAGUGCUGCCAUUUUGUAAUAACCGUAUCGAUUUAUCAAUAUAUAAUCGAUGCACUUGUAGUUAUUUCAUCAAAAUAACGAGUUAGAUUAUGUGUAUGAUAAUUCAAUAUGCUUAAAAAAAAUAUUAUACUGCAUUACAUUUGUCUCAAAAAAAAAGUAGUUUGAUCUGUAUAUUAAGAUUAUUGAGUAUAGAUAUAGAGUCGAAAGUCCAUAAUACUCGUUUAGAGCGACUGUUAACAAUUUUUUU